Molecule: messenger RNA, 2041 nt
Organism: Zophobas morio
Lineage: Eukaryota; Metazoa; Arthropoda; Insecta; Coleoptera; Tenebrionidae
Exons: 5
Coding region: 448-1902 (484 amino acids)
Cellular component (GO): cytoplasm
Molecular function (GO): ubiquitin protein ligase activity; protein binding
Source: RefSeq, a predicted model, not a curated record
AAAUGAGUCUGUCAUUUAUUUUAAACAUUAGCACUUCGGUGCUAACCAAUUUGGACCAGACCUACUUCUCAUAGCGCCAUUUUCGGUCUUGACAAGAACGGGUGUUAAAAGUGCUGCCUCUGGCCAACCUCAUAACCAUAACCCUCUGAAACGUAUUUAUUUAGGCUAAUAUCUGGUAGAAGGUCGUUCGCAAGCGCAUUUUUUCCAUAACAGAAAAACAAGCUCUUCUAUUCUUUUGCGUUGUACAAAAGUCAGCAUAAAUAUGCAUACUAAUGUUUGUUUAGGCCACAGCGUGAAGAAUGUGAAGAUGCGCUGAAAAAAUGAAUUCGAUAAUGAAUGUUCAUCGAAGGUAAACAAGUCGUGAUAGAAAUGAGAUAAACCUUGAGAAUAUUAACAUAAGGUGAAAAUGAUGAAAGUUUGUUCAUAAAGGUCUCAUUGUGGUUCGACAUGUUGAGUGACACGGACGUUGAAGACCACUAUAGUCCUUCUGUUCGACUGAUAAGUCUAGAGAGAAAUGGGUCGAAUUGUGGUUUUCAGUUGACUAGAGGCAAAUGGGACCCUUAUCCAUGGGUGAAUUCUGUGGCGGCUGGCACAGCCGCAGACUUAGCCGGAAUCAAGUCUGGUGAUUGCUUGCUGGAAGUCAACGGUGAAGACGUUUUGGGACGGAGGAUCAGCGACGUUGCUGAAAUAGUGAAAUCAAAGCCUAACCAAGUUUCACUCUUACUGUGGAAUGCCGGCGUCGAUUCUCAAUGUACGCCCGAGGCAAUUUGUUGUGGGCCGAUGCCAACGAACCUACAACGAUUAUCAGCAUGUAUGUCUACGAUCCUUGCGUUUUUGGAGUGUCCAGUUUGCCUAGACACCAUCCCACCUCCCACCCACCAGUGCGAAAACGGUCAUCUUAUCUGCAUGCGUUGUAGAACCAAAUCAGAACGAUGUCCAGUUUGCAGGCUCAGAUUUAGCAGAGGACGAUCUCUCCUGGCAGAUCAGGUUUACAAUGCCCUUGUGGACUCCUUCAACCUACGCGAAGAGCCAGCGGACGCCCGGAACGCGAAAAUGCAGCAGAUUUUCAAAAUCAAGAACAAAAAUAAAAACGUGCCCGAAAUAAAGGUGACUCCGUCUCAUGCAAAUAAGUUUUUGGCAAGGAUUGUCGGGAAAGCGAAUUCGGUUGACAAUUUAGCCAACCCAAAAAUAGAAAAUGCAUGCGAAGAUGGGUUUCUAAGGGCCAAGUCGCUUUCGACCCAGGAAAUUUUUGCCUCGGAGAGUCCUGGGGUUUCUAGGGCGAAUUCUAUAUCGAGACUGAGUCGAAAUGACAAGAAUCGGUUCCUUGAUCCGGAGUACCGAUCAGCGAGUUGUCACGGAUCUUUCGAGACUUUGCACAGAGAGAGUGAUGAGGAGAGUUUGAUGUUUUAUUGCCCGUUUAUGGCCAGUUGUAACUGUGUAAUUAAAGGAAAAAAUGUCAUCGAACACUUCCAGCUGGUUCACGACGGGCCGUUAACCCAAUAUUUUAAGCCACACGUUAGGAUUAAUUUUGGAAAAAUAUUAGAAAACAGAGAUUUGUGUUAUCUUGUACAGAUUGAGCGAAAUAUAUUUUUUCUGAAAAUAGAACUGGAUAAUGAAAAUGAGCAGUCUAAAAAUGAAAAUGUGUUUUUGUGGACUUGGCUAAUGGACACCGGGAGAGUUGCAAAAGAGUUCGAUAUGCAAGUUAAGGUGUUAAUAGGGGAUGAAAAUGACGUCAUACUGAGUGUUCGAAAUAACGUGUUUUCGUUGAACAACACUCCGUAUAACGAAAUCAAGAAGCUAAAAAAAGGAGUCUUCUUUAACGCUAAGUCAAUAGACACUGUAAACUUUUCGGUUAACGAUAUCAUUUUUGACAUAAAUAUUUUAAACAGUGAUUACAUGUAAAUACGGUAGGAGAUUUUUAUGUAGCUGUGAUAUAUUCUAUUUAAUUUUCAAUCUGUAUGUACUUUUGAUUAUUUAUUAUGAUAUUUAUUACUAUUUAUUUGUCACUUGUUACUACUAUCCCAAUAUAAUUUACCACUCA